GUACUUCUAGGUUAUAUACUUGCAUGUUGCAUGUAUAUGUUUUGUGCUUUUGUGCAUGAAAACAAUACUUUCCAAAAAUCAGCCAUAAACAGGAAAAGAAACGCACGUAGCAAGUUGAAAACUAAGUUCUAAAUUGUAUGAACACAAAAUGAGUAAAGAGAAGACUGGGGAUAACUGUAGACCAUUUAAAUUAUAAGUAUCCCAUUCAACUUUAGCCUUUUUACAUUCAGGUUUUACAAACAAUAAUUAUUCAAAUUUAUGUUCACAGCUCAUCAAAUUGUUAGUUUAACUGGGAUCAGCUUUGAAAGGAAAAGUAUAAUAGGAUUUGUGGAGCUAACAGUUGUACCUUUGAAAGAUAACUUACGUGUUAUAAAGCUCAAUGCUAAGCAAUGUAGGAUCUAUAGAAUUAUUCUCAAUGAUCACUAUGAAGCCCACUUCCAGUACUUUGACCCAUUUCUGGAUAUCUGCCAGACAGAUACAGACACGAGAAGUUUGGAUGUAUUUUCCAACCAUCACCUAAAUGCUGCACUAAAAGUUGACCCAGACAAUUGCGCUGGGGAGCUGGUGGUAACAAUACCUCCAGAGGCAGGACAUCUUGUAGCUGAGGGUACUGCAUUGAGAGUAGGAAUUGAAUUUUCAUUGGAGCAGCCACAAGGUGGCAUACAUUUUGUUGUGCCACCAAAAGAGGGCACUUAUGCAGAGAGAGGAGUGCAUAUGUUCACCUAUGGCCACCAAAAUUCCUCUCGCUUAUGGUUUCCUUGUGUGGACAGUUAUGCGGAACCAUGCACCUGGAAGCUGGAAUUCACAGUAGAUGAAGACAUGACUGCCGUUUCUAAUGGCGACCUCAUGGAAGUGGUCUACACACCGGAUAUGAGAAGGAAGACGUACCAUUACUUUUUGAAUAUACCGACUUGCGCGCCGAAUAUUUCACUCGCUGUAGGGCCGUUUGAAAUAUUCGUGGAUCCUUACAUGCACGAGGUCACACAUUUCUGUCUACCGAAUUUGUUGCCACUUCUGAAAGUUACAACGAGGUAUAUGCAUGAAGCUUUCGAAUUUUAUGAAGAAACUCUUUCAAACAGAUAUCCAUACUCGUGUUACAAGCAGGUAUUUGUUGAUGAAGCUUAUGAAGACUACCAGUCUUAUGCCACAAUGAGUAUUUUAAGUGUUAACCUGUUACAUUCAGCUGUGAUAAUAGACCAGGUAUACAUAUCAAGAAAAGCACAGGCCCUCGCCAUAGCUGAACAGUUCUUUGGUUGUUUCAUAUCUAUGCAAAAUUGGUCAGAUCUGUGGCUGAACAAAGGAAUUAGUCAGUAUCUAUGUGGUUUAUAUACCAAGAAAAUGUUUGGCAACAAUGAAUACAGAGAAAUGAUCCAAUGCCUCCUAUCAGAUGUUGUUAAAUAUGAAGAAGAAUUUGGUGGAAUAAUUUUAGAUCCUAGUCAGCCACCGGCCCCUCUUCCUGUAGGUGGGAACAUCCCUCAGACAACAACAAAAUCUGAAGAAAAAUUCUAUUUUUCAAUCCGAAACAUCCACACAAUGUCGCCAAGGUACAUCGAAACCUUGCAGAAGAAGGCAUUUUUGGUAAUGAGAAUGCUGGAGCACAGAAUCGGUCAAGAGUUGCUACUGCAAGUAUUCAAUAAACAACUAUCACUUGCCACAAAUGCUGCUCAGCAGAAAAUAGGUAGUGGAUUGUGGGGAAAUAUGUUGAUCAGUACUGAUGUUUUUACCAAAGCCAUUUUCACUGUGACUGGAAAAGACAUGGCUGUGUUCAUUGACCAAUGGGUGAGGACUGGCGGGCAUGCGAAAUUUCAUUUGGCAUCCGUCUUCAACAGGAAAAGGAACACUAUAGAAGUAGAGAUCCGUCAAGAUUGUACCAAUCAGCUAGGUAUUCGAAAAUACGUCGGACCACUUUUAGUUCAGCUGCAAGAGCUUGAUGGUACGUUCAAACACAACCUACAAAUUGAAAAUACAGUAGUUAAGGCCGACAUUACUUGCCAUUCCAAAAGCAGGAGGAACAAGAAGAAGAAGAUUCCUCUUUGCACAGGAGAAGAGGUUGAUAUGGAUCUUAGCGCUAUGGAUGAUUCUCCAGUAUUGUGGAUCCGGUUGGACCCAGAAAUGACACUUUUGAGGUCAGUAGUAAUAGAGCAACCAGAUUAUCAGUGGCAGUACCAGUUGCGACACGAACGAGACGUUACCGCUCAAGUGGACGCCAUUGAGGCUUUAGAGAGGUUCCCUACGCCAGCUACGCGACUGGCUCUUACAGAUACAAUUGAAAAUGAACAGUGCUAUCAUAAAGUGAGAUGUAGAGCUGCACAUUGCUUAACAAAGGUAGCAAAUGCAAUGGUUACAAACUGGGCUGGACCGCCUGCCAUGUUAGCAAUCUUUAGGAAGUUUUUUGGCUCCUUUGCUGCUCCACACAUCAUUCGUCAGAAUAGUUUCCAAAAUUUCCAACAUUAUUUUCUCCAAAAGACCAUACCAUUGGCAAUGGCUGGACUCCGAAAUGCACAUGGAAUAUGUCCUCAUGAGGUCAUACGGUUUCUUUUGGACCUGUUCAAGUACAAUGAUAACUCGAAAAACAGGAAUUCAGAUAACUACUAUAGAGCUGCAUUAGUGGAAGCCUUGGGAAACACCAUAACUCCCGUAGUAUCAGUUGUGGCUCAAGGUACUCCCAUAACAGCUGAAAGUCUUAGUACUGAUACAAAAAUGAUAUUGGAAGAGAUAACAAGACUACUAAAUUUGGAAAAGGCACUGCCCUGCUAUAAGUACACAGUGACAGUGGCAUGCUUGAGGGCUAUAAGAAAAUUACAAAAGUUUGGACACCUGCCUAGUAGAUCCAGCUUGUUCAAAAGCUAUGCUCAGUAUGGACAUUUCAUAGAUGUUCGGAUAGCAGCUCUGGAAUGCUUAGUGGACUUUGUCAGAUCAGAUGGUAAAUGGGAGGACUUGUCGCAUGUCUUGGACAUAUUGGAAAAUGAUCCAGACCCUGGAUUAAGGCAUAAUUUGGCUGGUUUGUUAAUCAGAAAUCCUCCAUUCAAAAGAGCGCACAGGGGUAGAUGCGAUGUUCCACAAUUGGUGGAGAGGAUAUGGAGUAACAUCAAUGGCAUGCUGUCCCAUGAUUCCCGAUUACGGUGUGAUUUUGUCGAUCUCUAUUAUACUCUCUAUGGAAACAAACGACCAUUCUGUAUACCUCUGUCCGAACUAUCUGGCAUCAUGAAUCUGAACAAGUUUGAUCCAUCGAGCAAAAAGGUUCCUAGGCUGGCUCCUGCUGCACCGAAGCAACAACAGCAGCAGCAACAGCCAGCACAACAACAACAACCACCAGCUCUAAUUUCGACUGCUACCUCUGGCAGUAACAGUGGCAACAUCGUCGAAAUCAAAAAGGAACCGGAAUCGUUACGGAUUACCCCGCCGAAGGAAACUAGUGCUGUACCACCACCGAUUAUUUUGGAUACGGUAGAGUGUGUCAACGAUGUCGAGAUCGUCGCUAGUGAGGUGAAAACAGAAGUCAAGGACGAAGUUAUGGAUAUAGAAGUCGGGAGCCCUGGCGUGAAGCAAGAAUAUUUCUCUGACAAUUCUGUCUCUUUGCCGGGCUUGGGCCAAGUUGGACCUGUAGGAUUUGAACCAGGAAUGUUCAAAAAAGAGGACGAGAGGCAGAAAACUGCUUCACCUGGAAAGGUGAAAAAGAAAAAGAAAGAUAAGAAAAAGCAUAAACACAAACAUCAUAAACACAAGCAUAGUAAGGAUAAAGAGAAGAAAGAUAAGGACAAGAAGGAGGAGGACCCAACCAAAGUCAAAAAGGAGGACACUUUGAGCUCUAUGAGUUCAACACCAAGUCCAAAUACCAUGUCUUUGGGUGGAGCAGAAACUAUUUAAAAUGGUCAUAAUGAUUCAUCUCUCCAUUCCAAUCAAAAAGGUUAAAAUUGACGGAUAAAGCUGCAUAUUGGCAUGAAGGACAAUAGGACAUUGUGCUCCAGCGAUUACUAUCAUUGACAAUAUUAUAUCUACACAGUGACGAGACAGUUUCAGUGAAUAUCUAGGCUAUAUUAGUUAUAUAUUUCUUGCACGAAGGUGUGUUCAUUUUUUGGGCCAAGUUAAGGAGUAUUAGUAUAUGUUUUUGUAUAUGAAGGGUGUACACUGUAUAAGUAGCAUUUUGUAUGUACGUAUCAUACCAAAUGUAAAAUUUCCACAUAAAUGGCUCUACUGAAUCUUGUUUCUGGCUUGAUCUGUCUCACUGCGACGCGUUAUUGUGCCAGAAACACAUUGUGUAAUCAUACUAGAUAAAAAUACCCCUGGGUUGCGAAAUAAUAUUGUAAAGUCUGGUUUUAUAAAUGCAAGUUGUCAUUGGGGUAUUUAAAACAUGAACGCAUAAAAUGGGUACACCAAUUUUGGUGGGAAAACCUUUUAUUCGACAACAAAGAAUGAGAAAACGUGUUUUUUUGGGAUUCAAUCGAAAGUGUUGGCAGAAACGAAAAAAUUCUUCAAAUAAAAUUUUUUGGUAUUUAUGAGACCUGCAGUAUUUCUAGACGGUCACAGAUGAGCCUUAAAGUUUAUAAAAAAAAAAAUUUCAUACUGAAAUGCGCUGAACUGUUUAUAAAGUUAGCA
This is a messenger RNA of Acanthoscelides obtectus, 4596 nucleotides long. The record is from the annotation of a GenBank genome assembly. NCBI's taxonomy places the organism in Eukaryota, Metazoa, Arthropoda, Insecta, Coleoptera, Chrysomelidae.